Molecule: messenger RNA, 3205 nt
Organism: Maniola jurtina (meadow brown)
Lineage: Eukaryota; Metazoa; Arthropoda; Insecta; Lepidoptera; Nymphalidae
Product: zinc finger protein 425-like
Exons: 17
Coding region: 245-2917 (890 amino acids)
Cellular component (GO): nucleus
Source: RefSeq, a predicted model, not a curated record
AAAAUGUUUUAUCAAAGAAUAUGUAAUUACUUGAUGUUUAUUUUCCAUCCUAAUUACUAUCCUAUGUUUGAUAGUGAAAAUAAAGAAUCAUCUCAAUUUAAUAUCGUAGUGAUUAUAGUGAUUACAUAGUGAUUCUGAUUAUUGCUGUAGAAAUAUUGGUCCUUCGAAGCACUUCGAAGUCCCAAAUAAACAAUUCUAUGCGUACCUAGUUCAACGUAAAUAGUUACAUUAUAACUGUACUAAAAUGAGAUGUUGCGUAUCUUUUUGUGUGAACAAUUCGGAAAUAUUACCGGACUCCCAGAAUGUUACAUUUCAUCGAUUACCGGCAGAGAAGCUUCGCCGUGCCGCCUGGAUCCAAGCUCUGGGCAUUGAAGACAAGUACCUUCACACAGUUAAGGGUCCGUCUGUAUGCUCACUACAUUUCAAGACAGAUGACUUUCACACAACUAAAAGUGGGUUGUGGAUAAUAAAGAGGUGUGCAGUGCCUAAAACUGAACAGAUCUGCAUCAUAUGUCUAGACACUGACAGAAGAUUGUUUUCACUAAAGUACUAUAAUUUGGAAGGGCCAUAUGAAACUGUGACGGGAGUGUCUUUGAGUAAAUUCACUGCAAUUCUAUCACCAAGAGUGUGUUGGGAGUGUGGACAGCGUUUGUUAAACUGCGACGCGUUCAGAGACAAGAGUGUGAAAGCACAUCAUAUAUUGCUGAAGUUGAGCCAAGAAGAUGAAUCCUUAAAAAUUAAAACCAUAAAGAAAGUAAAUCGGAAGAAACAUAAAUUGAAAUCAAACUUAACGAAGGAAAUAUUUGAACCUAACUAUAGUGAUUACCACUUGGUACAUGAUGAAAAAAGUAAAAAUGUGAAAACAGAGAGCAUAAAUAAAAAUGUACAAGUUAAAACAGAAAAUAUUAUCCAUUGUUCAGAAGCUAAGACUGAAGUGAAAAAUGAAGCCGAAAAAUUUACCAUCGUUUUGGAACCUAAAGUGGAAAGUGUAAAUAAUGACAUAGCGAGUGAUGAGGAAUUCUUACAUGAUGACAUAGACAAUGAUGGCUUUUUGAAUGGUGGCGUAGACAAGGUCAAGAAUAACAGAGACAACACAGAUAAAUGUACAAAAAAUGUCAGCUAUAAAAAUGUUAAACUUUUAAAUACAGGCAUAAAAGUUGAUGUGGAAUUUUCAAAUCAUGUUGUUGAUCAAGAGAUGGAUUGCUCGAACGAAAAUGGCAAUAAAAAUGACUGUAAUGUCAAUUUAUCUGAUGAAAAUGAUGACAUUUACAUGGAUUUCCAGGUAGAAAACGAUCGUAAUGUCAAUUUACCAGAUGAAAACGAUGACAUUGAAAUGGACUUCGCUGAUAAAAAUGACAGUGAUGUGGAACUAGUUGCACCGACUAUCAAAAGUGAUAGAAGUAAAAAAAGUGUCAAAUUAAAUAAAAAGCAUACAUUAAGUAUUAAUAAAUAUAAAAUUAACAAUCGACAAACGAAAGCAACAUCCAAGAAGCCAAAAGUUAAAUUAAUUAAACCAAAAGAAACAUCAGAUAAGGAUGGUAGUGCAGUCAAAGUUAGAAAACGUAUUCGAAAACGUAAAACGAAAUCUCAGGGAUAUUUAAGAAGAAAACCGCCCACUGGUGGCAUGGAACUGUUUAAAGUGUCAGUUUUGACUUAUGAAGAACAGGUUGCAGAUUUACAAAGUAGAAAAGAAACAGCUCUGUAUAAGAACUCCACGUUCAAAUGUGCAUAUUGCUUCAAAGGCUACCAAUUUGAGGACCCAUAUGACGCGCAUAUGCAGCAACAUACAGAUAAAUACGGACAAUUCGAGUGCGCGGUUUGCGGCAUCCACGCUGUGAGCCGCCAGAAGCUGUUGCAUCAUCUUAACAUGGCGCAUGUAGUGAGAUACACCUGUACUGUGUGCCCCUUCUACACUAGACAUAGGAAUACGGCAAAGUCCCACGGACGCGCACACAAAGGCACCAAGACAAAGUGUCCACACUGCGACGACCAUGAAUUCACAAAUCUAAACUCACUUAUGUCGCACGUGCGUAAAAAGCACCCGUCGGACUGCGUGUGCCCGGUGUGCGGGUUCUCCUUCAGCGGCAAAAUGGGACUCACGCUGCAUUUGCAAAGGAAGCACCAAGUGGACAAUACGCAGGCAAGUCAAAUGACCGGCCCGCUGUGCGUGGAGUGCAACAUACGCUUCGCUUCGGAAGCGGCGUACGAGCAACACUUGGCGGUCUCGCCGACACACAAUACUGAAGACAACCUCCAGCCCAACGCCCCGCCACGGCGUCGAUUUAAAGGUCUUCCGAGACGACGGACCGCGCAGACCGUCACUUGCGAACAGUGCGGCGUGAAGUUAAAAGGUUUCAAGCAUUACAGCAUCCACUUUGAGAGUCAACAUCGCGAUUUGACGCGUACUCAGUUCGCUAACCCGCACGAGAGACGGUGCCUGUGUGAGCAGUGCGGACGGGUGUUCCAGAAUUCGAGUGCACUAAAAAGUCAUAUGCUAAUCCAUGCAGGCAAGAAGGACAUACAAUGUACCAUAUGCGACAAGAGGUUUUACUACAAGCGUCAGUUGACCAUGCACAUGGAUAUCCACAAUGAGCCCAAGCGCACGUUCGACUGCCCCGUGUGUGCGCGGAGCUUUACCUGCAAGUCUAAUAAGAACAGGCAUCUCUGGACCCAUACACAAGUGUCAAGGCCGUUCAAAUGUCACGCGUGCCCCAAAACCUUCGUGUAUCCGUCAGAGAGGAAGUUCCACAUCAACCACGCUCACGCGAACCAGCCUUACCCCAAGAAACCCAAGAACAGGGUCAGAAAUAGUCGGCCUAAACACGUGAAGGAGGCCCCGUAUGGCCAAAUUGAUCCUCAAAUUAGUAUCAACGAGGCGUCAUACUUAAGUGAAACUAGUGCAAUACUCAAUGAGUGAAAAAUCUUAUCACUAGAAUACUACCUCCAUAUGAAAUCGCAUCGGCAAAAUUCGUUUAUGCAGAAAGGUGCAAGACCAGAUGUACACAAAUAAAAUAUAGACCUUAUUGCUUGACAUUCAAGAUUUUCAACACAAGAACAACAUACUCUUGCUAUCUUAGUCAUAUUCGCGCGUAGCUUUGCAAAUCUUGAUAAUUAUAAUAUUAUUGUGUAGUCACAUUCCUGUAAAUAAAAUUUAAUCUAUUUAUAUUUGUUUGAAUAAAAUUAAACAUUUUUCCGUUCUAGUUAA